UGUACAUAAAUGCCUUUGCCAGCAAUACUAAUGCUUUUGGCGGCAGAGCACGCCCCAAAUGUGUUGCUAACACCUUGUUUGCGUAGCCUUCCGGACUGAGUCAUAUUUGGCGGUAUUUGAAAAAGGACCCGUAACGCUGUUCGAUGGAUAUAUUGCAGCAAGUGAAUGGUGUAGUAUGGAGACACUCUACCCUAUGUUACUAUGUGGGUUUCUAUAUUUCUACCCAAGCAGUGUUAAAGGCAUGCCGGUAGAUUAUGUCGCCGCUUACGGACUACGUUAUCCGGAAUGAUGUUGGUUUCGGUCUGAAAUUAUUACGUGCCUGAGAAGCGAUCGUCCAACCCGCCAGCACAAAAUUUUGAACCUUUAAAUAUGCCACUUUAUUCAUCUUCUGCUUCCACUUCCUUACCAUCAACAGGAACUAAAACGUCGAAAAAUGUCCAAGGUAUACGUCAUUGGUGCAACUGGAGGUAUUGGUAGUAAAGUCGUUAAGGAGCUGCUGGAGAAGAAUGUUCAAGUCACUGCUCUUGUUCGUAAUUCAUCCAAGGCAGAACAGCUGUUUGGUCAACCAGCCAACCUGACUCUUGUGAAAGGCGACUAUGAAAAAGAUCUAGACGGCUACAAGAGCACCAUUGCUGGCCACGACAGACUUUUCCUCCUUGUCCACUCUCGCUAUAUGCCUGCCAUCAAACUGAACCUCGCUACCAUCGCUUAUGCCGCUGGCGUACAGCAGGUUGUUCAGGUCUCGUCAGCCUCCGUUUGUGGACCUUGGAGAGCAAGCUUCAUUGCUUCUCAACAUUACGACUCAGAAGUUGGCCUCUUGGGCAUCCCUAACCGUGGCAAAUACGUGACCUUGAGACCCAACCAGUUUUUCAGCAAUCACCUCUUCAGUGAUGACAAGACUAUUCGUGCCAAAAACGUCAUUUACGGAUCGGCCGAUCCUGACCUUGGUCUGCACUGGGUGUCUCCCAACGACAUUGCUAAAGUCGCUGUCACUGUUAUGACAGAGCCCGUUGAGAAGCAUGAUGAUUGCGUGUACGAUCUUACCUCUGUUAAAUAUACUGGCAAUGAACGCGCUGCCAUUAUCUCCAAAGUUCUGGGUAAGGAGAUUAAGUACGUUCAAAUCCCUGUUGAACAGCGCUACAAGAUCUUCACCGAUGUGGUGCACAUGCCACAUUUCGUUGCUAUUGGCCUAGUCUCUGUUGAGGACUUUGUUUCUCCAGUCAAUAAGGCUCUUCCCAUCCUCCUUGGUCGCCCCGUAGAAGGUUUAGACGCCUGGUUCGAGGCUAACAAAGAGAAAUUUUUGUAAUAAUAUAUACUCAAAUUCCCCCACAAACAUCGACCUUAAUAGCUCGCUUGUUAAUGUACUCAAUUAUCAUUCGC
Messenger RNA from Umbelopsis ramanniana AG, 1380 nucleotides. RefSeq lists its product as uncharacterized. Lineage: Eukaryota; Fungi; Mucoromycota; Umbelopsidomycetes; Umbelopsidales; Umbelopsidaceae. The transcript has a single exon. The record is from RefSeq and is a predicted model, not a curated record. The coding region runs from base 434 to 1306 and encodes 290 amino acids.